Messenger RNA from Diachasmimorpha longicaudata, 690 nucleotides. RefSeq lists its product as uncharacterized. Bases 31 to 432 code for a protein of 133 amino acids. The record is from RefSeq and is a predicted model, not a curated record. Lineage: Eukaryota; Metazoa; Arthropoda; Insecta; Hymenoptera; Braconidae. The transcript has 4 exons.
UUUUGUUUUACUACUAAUUCUACUUUUGAGAUGAUGUUCAUUUUCAAGUCAUGUGCAGUAGUUUUGGUGCUGGCUCUUGCUGUGUGCGGAGAACGCGAAGACGCAUACGAAUACCCAGAGUCCGAUACUGACGAAGUCACGAAGGAAUAUGAUGAUUAUGAUAACGAUAAGGAAACGGUAGCAUGUCCAGUAUCAGCAGAAGAUAUGUGCUUGCAAUACUUUUAUCCCCCUUUCAAUGGAGCUCCCGUAGAGUGCGACAAACCAAUCAUCUGUGGCGACCAUGUUUUUUUGAGUAAGCCUGUAGCACCUGCCGAGGUCGCAUGUGAAUGGGAUCCGGAGAAACCAACAGUUAUCACUAAGAUUUGCAACGGUAAAGGUAAUUGUACAUCAUUUAUCUUGGACGAAAGUGAUGACUGCCUAGGGCUCUAUUAACAAUGCCGAUGAUAUUUUCAACAUUGAGCACAUUAUAUUUGAGGAUUGCAAGGCAGAUCUGGUAUCGCAAAAUGUCAAAUAUUUUACGCACACGGAGAGAAGUAAAAUAUGAGCAAAAUCUGUGCAUUACAAUUUUGACAAAACUAUAACGAAAUUUUUCCUGAACGGUCCGCAAUAUUUGCCUGAAACCUCUGUGGAAAGUUACGAUAUUUCUCUCCAUCAAUCUAUUUGUAAGAGGAAAAGUGAAUAAAUAAAAAU